Molecule: messenger RNA, 425 nt
Organism: Benincasa hispida (wax gourd)
Lineage: Eukaryota; Viridiplantae; Streptophyta; Magnoliopsida; Cucurbitales; Cucurbitaceae
Product: basic blue protein-like
Cellular component (GO): plasma membrane
Molecular function (GO): electron transfer activity
Source: RefSeq, a predicted model, not a curated record
CACAAAGAGAGUUCCUUAAAGUUUGGUAAAAUUAGAAUAAUAAAAUGGGUCAGGGAAAAGGCAGUGCCAUUGCAAUCACUUUGUUGCUUUGCCUUUUCCUCAUCCAAUCUGAGAUGGCUCAUGCUAGAGCCAGAGUCUACACUGUUGGAGAUGCCAAAGGAUGGACCUUCAAUGUCAAUUCUUGGACUAAGGGAAAGAUUUUUCGAGCAGGCGAUAUACUCGUAUUCAAGUAUCCUCAAAUGGCACACAAUGUGGUGAUGUUGAAGAACAAAGUAGCUUACAAUUGGUGCCUAAAACCAAGAGGUUCAAAAGUUUACCAAACAGGAAAAGACAGAAUCACGCUUGUCAAAGGAUACAAUUAUUUCAUCUGCGGUUUCCCUGGCCAUUGUAAAGCUGGAAUGAAGAUUGCCAUUAAAGCUCUUUGA